Molecule: messenger RNA, 458 nt
Organism: Ruditapes philippinarum (Manila clam)
Lineage: Eukaryota; Metazoa; Mollusca; Bivalvia; Venerida; Veneridae
Exons: 2
Coding region: 42-458 (138 amino acids)
Source: RefSeq, a predicted model, not a curated record
UCUAAUUUUUUUUUACAGGAAACAGGAGUUAACUUUCUAAAAUGGGCGUUGUAAAAGACUUUCGAGAGGCUUUUAAAGGCGUUUGCCCGUGUUUACAUGCACGUAACUCCUUCGAGUGGUGUUCUAGAGUGGGAUUAGGGGUUAUUUUCCUCCUCGUUCUGCCGUCACAAACCGUCGGAAUGUUCACAUCACACUGGGUGUACAGUGACAAUUGUUCAGAUGUUAAUUUACUGUAUAAAGAUUGUGGUAAUGCAACAAUUAGUGGUCCAAACGCUUUAGGAUCAUCUGCAUUUGGACUGCAAGUGGCUUCUUAUAUUGUCCUGCUAGGCACCAUACUGGUUUACAUCUGUAUAUUAUGUUGCUUCUACAGAAAUGACGAAAUUGAAAAAGAGAAUCCAAUUGGAAAGUUUUGUUUUCCUUGCUUUAUUCCUAUAGGAUGUCUGGUGUCAGGUGAAUAA